AGCUAGAGCUAAAGCCCUCUCCUGAUUCCUGAGCUGUUGGAGGAGCAAUAGAAUGGCCAGCAAAUACGAGAGUAAGUACAACAGUGAUGAAGAUGAAAACGAAGAUAUAUAUGAAGUCCUUCCGGAGCUUCAGUUGCAACUGGAAUCAGUGAACUGGUUCCACCCGUAUCUGACCCGCCAUCAGUCUGAUGCUAUACUCCAAACCUCACAAGAAGGUGUUUAUCUUUUACGAAAGAGGAGUCGCGGGGGCUGGGGCCGCUAUUCACUUGAUAUAAAAGGUAAACAAUCAGUGAAACACUUUCCGGUUGCAUUGACUGAGAGAGGAGUCAGUCUUGGAUCAAAACUAUUUGAUUCAGUUCAUAUAUUUCUAACUCAUUUCCAAUCAAACCCUGUCAUUGCCGAUGAAUCAGGAUCAUUUCUGGAAUGUAAAUUUCCCUACCCACAAAAAGUGAAUGAAUUUGAAGAGUACAACAAAGUGACUUGUCAUUUUCUGUAUGGAGACGAUGAUUCUGAUGAAGAUGAUGAAACCAGAGUUGGCUAUUCUGCUGCCACUAAAGAAGGAUACAUUAAGAAGCAAGGAGGACAAAUUAAAUCAUGGAAAACAAGAUGGUUUGUUUUAAAAGAUGCGAAUUUGUCCUAUUAUUCAAAUCACAAAAGUAAGAAGCCAAUCAAAGUGAUACCAGUGGACAAGAUAGUCCAUAUAUUAGGAGAUGAUCCUUCGAAAUGUUUCAGGUAAUAUCCAUAACACAAUAAUAGAGUCUGAAUAGCGUGGGAGAGUGUAGAGUUAUUGUGUCGUGUUCUGUUAUUACCAAUUAUCCAUUUUGGUCAUCAACAUUGUCAUAAUUAUGGACACUAAGUGAAGGGAUAUGGUA
Amphimedon queenslandica is the source of this 872-nucleotide messenger RNA. Its product is annotated as dual adapter for phosphotyrosine and 3-phosphotyrosine and 3-phosphoinositide-like. The transcript is spliced from 7 exons. The record is from RefSeq and is a predicted model, not a curated record. Lineage: Eukaryota; Metazoa; Porifera; Demospongiae; Haplosclerida; Niphatidae. Bases 53 to 736 code for a protein of 227 amino acids.